CCAGCUACCAAGCAAUUUGCAGCGGAUGCUAAUUCAGCUGGCAAGCAAUCCCUCCAUCUAUAUAUUGGCUGCAGAUGAUCAGAUGAUGCGCUAAAUUAAUCAAUCAUAUACUACACAAUAUGAUAUGAUGGGCCUCCUGAGCUUGCUGCUCGUCGUCGUGUCCUGCCUCGCCGCGCCGGCGACGGCCGACUGGUACGGCCCGCUCGCCGUCUACUGGGGUCGCCACAAGGACUACGAGGGCUCCCUGAGAGAGGCCUGCGACACCGGCCGCUACAACACCGUCAUCAUCACCUUCUACAGCGUCUUCGGCUACGUCAAGGGCAGGUACGGCCUCGACAUCUCCGGCCACCCGGUCGCCGCCGUCGGCGCCGACAUCAAGCACUGCCAGUCCAAGGGCGUCCAGGUCCUCCUCUCCAUCGGCGGCCAGGGCGGCGGGUACUCGCUCCCGUCAUCCCAGUCGGCCGCCGACGUCGCCGACAACCUCUGGAACGCCUACCUCGGCGGCCGCCGCGCCGGCGUGCCACGGCCCUUCGGCGACGCGGCGGUGGACGGCAUCGACUUCUUCAUCGACCAGGGCGGCGCCGACCACUACGACGAGCUCGCCCGGCAGCUGCACGGCCGCGGCGUGGCGCUGACGGCGACGGUGAGGUGCUCGUACCCGGACAGCCGGCUGCAGAAGGCGCUGGCGACGGGGCUGUUGGGGCGGAUCCAUGUCCGGAUCUUCGGCGACAACCAGUGCACCAUGUUGCCGUUGGACGCGUGGGAGAAGUGGGCGGCGGCGUACCCGCGGAGCAAGGUGUGGCUGGCGCUGGUGGCGUCGUGGGAGCAGGACGAGGUCGGGUACAUGUUCCAAAAGGACCUCUACUACGGCGUGCUGCAGUUCAUCCUCAACAAGCCCAACUAUGGAGGGAUCGCCAUCUGGGACAGGUACUACGACAAGAAGGCCAAUUACAGUGGUGAGGGCUAAAUCAUCGAUCAUACUGUAGCUAGUGUGUGUGUAAUCAAUCACAAUAAAUAAACAUCCCCUCUAUAUAUGUGUACGUAUUGUACGUGUAAUAUAAUGAUCGAUACAAGAAAAAUAAAAGGAUAUCAGAUCAUUAGAACGUGUGUAUAUAAAA
Messenger RNA from Oryza sativa Japonica Group (Japanese rice), 1118 nucleotides. Its product is annotated as xylanase inhibitor protein 2-like. Gene Ontology annotation, molecular function: chitinase activity. Gene Ontology annotation, cellular component: extracellular region. The record is from RefSeq and is a predicted model, not a curated record. NCBI's taxonomy places the organism in Eukaryota, Viridiplantae, Streptophyta, Magnoliopsida, Poales, Poaceae. Gene Ontology annotation, biological process: carbohydrate metabolic process.